Molecule: messenger RNA, 2544 nt
Organism: Jatropha curcas
Lineage: Eukaryota; Viridiplantae; Streptophyta; Magnoliopsida; Malpighiales; Euphorbiaceae
Gene: IQD31
Product: IQ-domain 31
Molecular function (GO): protein binding
Source: RefSeq, a predicted model, not a curated record
UUUGGUCACUUUCCCCUGUGCUCAAGAUCACGGUACGCUCUGUUGUGCUGCUUUUGUGUCAAUUUAAGCAACAAUAAUAAUAAUCUGGUUGGCGAAUCUAGUGGUAUAGCCUACAUGACAGUCAGUAACGAACAUUAUACAUUAAAACGAGCGCGACUACAGAGGAUCAAAAACGUUUUUUUUUACAAAUUCUUUUUAAAAUUCCGUAGAUAUAUUUUUUAGCUCUACCAGUACCAGUAUAGAGUAAACUGAACAGAGAGAGAGAGAGAGAGAGCAAGCUACGCAAAGCAAAGGCAAAAGGAAAAUCGAUGUCGCUUUAGAUCAACACAUUUCCUUCGUUUGCAAGCGCACUCACUCAUGGAAUGGUAGGUAGAUUUGUGGCUUUUAAGAAGCACAUUUUUCAGGAACUGGGGUUCGGAAAUCUGUGGUUAUCAUUUAUCCAGCAAUGGGCAAAUCACCAGGAAGAUGGAUCAAGACUGUACUCUUCGGAAAGAAGUCUUCCAAAUCUAAUACUGCUAAAGCGAGGGAGAGAACUGCGAAUGAGAAAGAUCUAUUGGUUGCUGCCAAGGCAUCAGGGGGUGAUGCAAUUUCAGCUCCUCUUGUGAUCUCACAUCCAACCCCUGUUGCUACAGUUCGCUCUGAAAGACAGUUAGAACUUGAGAACCGGGAGACUGUAGACUUACCAAAUAAUGGGGGAAUAUCAUUACCAGGAAAUCAAGAAGCAAAUUCAAAUGUACAAGAGCUUAUGCUCGAAACUGCUUUAACUGAUGCUGAGAAAAUAAGGCAAGAGGAAGCUGCAACACUGGCACAAGCUGCGUUUAGGGGUUACCUGGCUCGUCGGGCAUUUCGGGCCCUUAAAGGCAUAAUAAGGCUCCAGGCGCUUAUCCGUGGGCACUUGGUCAGGAGACAAGCUGUGGCCACUUUAUGCUGUGUGCUGGGAAUUGUCAAGCUGCAGGCACUUGCUCGAGGAGUAGAAGUUAGGAAUACAAAUAUUGGGCGGGAAAUUCUUAAAAGAUGCAGCACACUGAAGCCUCUGGAAAGCAAGUUGGGGGAGUAUGAUGGAGCUAAUGUUUCUAUCCAGAGGGCAAGGCUAUCAGCAAAUUUUUUGGUUCGCAAGCUUGUGGCUUCCUCACCUACUGUGAUGCCUUUGCGCCUCUAUUAUGAUCCAACGGAACCAAAUUCAGUUUUGAACUGGUUAGAACGUUGGUCAGCAUCUCGCUUCUGGAAACCAAUUCCCCAACCAAAGAAAAUUCCUUACUCAAAACCUCAGAGAAAGCAGGGUAAUGGUCUAAUAUCAGAAGCUGAAACUGGCCGGCCAAGGCGCAGUGUUCGGAGGAUCCCUGCUGCAAAUAUUGAUAAUACGUCAGUACAAGCCACUGAAAAUGAGAAACCCAAGCGUAAUCUUAGAAAGGUAUCAAAUCAUCCAGCUGAUACAGUGCAGGAAGAUCCACAAAAUGAACUUGAAAAGGUAAAACGUAAUUUGAGAAAAGUUCACAACCCUGUAGUAGAAAACACUGCUCAGUCAGAGGUUGAAUUUGAGAAGCCAAAACAGAGUAUGGAAAAGGUAUCAGGUGCUUCUGGUGAUCACCAUUUGGGACAGAAUAUGAACAAUCCAGGGGAUAAGAUAAAGAAAGAGACAACUGUGACAACACCCAAACUACCUGAAGUGGUGAAGACUGAGCCAACCUUGACAGCGUUGAAAGUGCCUGAUGUAGAAACCACUCUGAAUACAUUGGAAAUGAAUGAAACACCAGAAUUAAAUUGUGAUCUAACAGUGGUUGAAUCGAAGCCUUCAGUCGAGAGUGGUGAUAAAGAUGAGAAUACUCUUGUUACAAAUGGGGAGUUGAACCAUAAGGAAGAUCCAUCGAGCAACGAGAAUCAUAAAAUCAGCAAAAAAGCUUCGAAUCUAGUAAAGCAAGAACGUGCAGAGAAUGGAUUACAGAGUAGUCCAGCACUUCCAAGCUAUAUGGCAGCAACAGAAUCUGCAAAGGCAAAGUUGAGAGCACAAGGUUCCCCAAGGUUUAGCCAAGAUGGGGCCGAGAAAAAUACCCCUGCCCGACGCCAUUCUCUUCCAUCAAAUAGCAAAAUCAGCUCACAGUCACCAAGGACACGAACAGUUCAUUCUGGUGGCAAAGGAGGGAGUAAAAGUGACAGAUUAUCAUCAAAAGAAGGAAAUGCAAAACCGAUCCAGGCUGAAUGGAGAAGGUGAUGUUUCGGAGCCUCUGCGUUUCAAGGAAUUAGCACUGAAAAUAACUGAGUUCUGAUUUCAUCUGCAGUUUUUGUUUUUGUUUCUGUGGUGUAAGAUUAUGUUGUAAAACUAAGAACUUGGUCUAUAGUUGGAGGGGCGCGUGGGUUCCCGAAUCUUCUAGAUUUUCCUCCCUGCAGUGGAUAUCCGUUUGUGAGUGAAUGUACAUCAUAGGUUUUGAAUAUUUGUUGUGCGACUACAAUCACAUGAGUUCUAAAAUUUGUUUGGUUUUGGCAUGAUAUUUGGCUGGUCGCAUUGUAAUUAAACACUACUCAUUUUAAUUUACCUUACUUAUCGAA